This is a messenger RNA of Chlamydomonas reinhardtii, 2854 nucleotides long. RefSeq lists its product as uncharacterized. Bases 111 to 2138 code for a protein of 675 amino acids. The record is from RefSeq and is a predicted model, not a curated record. Gene Ontology annotation, molecular function: iron ion binding; oxidoreductase activity, acting on paired donors, with incorporation or reduction of molecular oxygen; monooxygenase activity. NCBI's taxonomy places the organism in Eukaryota, Viridiplantae, Chlorophyta, Chlorophyceae, Chlamydomonadales, Chlamydomonadaceae. The transcript is spliced from 10 exons.
CAACGGACUCGCUGUGUCAGCAUUGGCAGCUUUCGGUUUCAAGGCGCAUAGGAAUGGGCUCCUAAUACAAUAGUGUCACGCAUGCACGCACACUGAAAAAUAUAUGCAUCAUGCGCCAUCAUCAUGAACGCGAAAGACUCUUUCCGCAGCUGUUUGCCCGGCUUCAAGCCGCGGUGCCUUACGUGUCUACCGCUCUAGUCGGUCUGCUGGUGCUGUACAUACUAUUGUGGAAUGCGGCAAAGGCACGUCGUCGUCGUGCAGUCCCGGGCGCUAAGGAGCUACCAGUGCCGCCCGCGCUGCCCCUGCUCGGCCACUGGCUCGCGCUGCGCGCCCGCGGCCGUGGCAGCGAGCCCGGCGACACGCACCUGCGCACGCUGCGCCGCUGGGCGGAGGCGCACGGCGGCGCCUUCCGCCUGCUGCUGCCGCGCGCCUGGCUGCUGCCGGGCGGGCUGGGCCUGGGCCUGGGCGGCGGGGGCGGGCGGGCGGCCGGCGAGGUGGUGGUCCUGAGCGACCCGGCCGCCGUGCACGCGCUGUUGGCCCUGGGGGAGGACGUGGCGCCCAAGUCAACUGCCUACUACCGCUCGCUGGAGCAGGUGCUGCACAGCCCUCCUGCGCCCUCGCUGCUGACCAGCACCGCGGCGGCGCAGUGGCGGGCGGCGCGGCGCUCGCUGCUGUUUGCCUUCAGCCGCUCCGAGCUGGAGCAGGACUUCGAGGUUGCCAAGGCCAAGGCUCUGUCGCUGGCCUCUGUGGUGCUGGGUCUGGGCCCGGGCGUGGUGUUGGACGUGGACGACGCGGCGCUGCGGCUCAGCCUGGACGUGGCGGGGCUCAGCAAGCUGGGCUACGACUUCCAGGCGGUUGAGGCCACGGGCCAGGUGCUUCUGCUGCGGCUGCUGGGCGAGGUGGCGGAGGAGUGGGACGCGCGGCGGCGGCGGCUGCUGCCGGCGUGGGCGGCGCCGUGGCUGCUGGACUCGGCGGCGGAGGCCAGCAGCAAGUGCCGCAUACUGCAGGACUUCAUUGAGGGGGAGCUGUGGGAGGACAUCGCCAGCCGCGGGCCGCCGCCGCCCGAGGACAUCACUCUGGCGGCGCAGAUCGUGCGGCUGUGUCACUCGCUGAACCGCGGCGGCGUGUCGGCCCGGCCUUCCGGCGCCGCGGCUGCCGGCGGCGGCGGUGUGGCUCGCGCGCUGUGUGAGCUGACGGCCCAGCUGCUGCUGGGGCACGAGCCUGUGGGUCACAGCCUGGCGUGGGCUCUGGGCUGUCUGGCUCGGAACCGGGCGGCGCAGGACAAGCUGGUGGCGGAGCUGAAGCGGGAGGGCGUGUAUGACGCGCCGCACACCGCCCUCACCUGGACCAUGCUGCACCGCCUGCCCUUCCUGGACUGCUGCGUGCGCGAGGCGCUGCGCCUGUACCCGGCCCAGCCCUGCCCCGCCACCGUGCGGCAGCUCAACAAGGACGUGGUGCUGGCGGGCUGGUCCGUGCCGGCGGGCGCCGAGGUGUGGGUGGACGUGCAUGCCAUGCACCGCAACCCGCAGCUGUGGCGCGACCCCGACCGCUUCAACCCAGAGCGAUGGGCCGAGCACGUGGCGGCGCGGCGGCAGGCGGCAGAGGCGGAGGCGGCGGGGGCGGCGGCGGCCGCUUCCAAGGGCCAGGCUCAGGGGAAGAAGGGCGGAAAGAGGCAGGGCGGCGGCGAGGGUGGUGCCGCGGGCACAGGCUACGACGGCAUGCACACCGUCGAGCCAGACCCCUCGGACGCGGUGGCGGCGACGGGCACAGACGAAACCCGCGCCAGCGGCGCGGCAGGCGCCGACAGGCAUCAAGACGCGGCGGCGGCGGCAGCCGCCGCCGCCGCCGCCGCCUCUUCCUCUGCGGCGGCGGGCGGCGAGGCCUCUGAGGCUCCGCUGUGCAGCCCUCUGGCCUUCAUGCCGUUUGGCUCGGGGCCCCGCAGCUGCCUGGGCCAGCAGCUGGCGGCGGCGGAGCUCAAGGCGGCGCUGGCGGUGCUGCUGUGCUUCCUGGCGCUGGAGCCCACGGGCGACCCCGCGGACGAGCCGCGACCCGCCGCGGGGCUGUUCCUGCGGCCGGCGGGCGGGCUGCACCUGCUGCUGGUGCACAGGCAGCGGGGGCAGCGGGCGGGCGCGGCGUGAGCGCGGGCUGGGGCGGGCGUGGGGAGGAGGAGGACAGGGAGGCGUGGGCGGGCGGCGUGGGGCUGGGUUGUGCGGUAUGGCCGAGCGCAACGAAUAGGAGGGCGCGGGGUGAGGCGGGGGGAAAGGUGUGGUGCUUUGGAGGUUGGGCGAGAGCAGGAGAGGGCGGGGGGUGCAAUGCCCAAGCCCAACGAAAUUGGGGUCCCACUUGUCCAGGAAUCGGCGCCCAAACCGGGCAUGCAGUGUGAGCUCGGCGUACAGCCUUCAGUCUCCGUCAUCUGGGAGGUGGUGUCGGUAGUAGACUGUGGGCGCCGCGCCGCACCCACAAUGAGGGCGAAGACUGUCGAGGUGGAUGGUGCUUUGUGGUGGGUUAGGAUCGAGCGGGCAGGCGUGCUAUACUGCUUCCUUUAAGCAUCUUCGAUAACUGCUAUAUCCGAAGCAAGGCUGUGGGUAUUGGCUGGCUCGACCGUGGAGGGAGGCGCGGUGGUGGACUUUUACACGCUGAGAGGGAGAGGGCCGGUUGUCCUCACGCCCAUGCAGACCACAAGGGCAAGGAGCGUGCCGGGUGUAAGGAGUGCGUGAGCAGGCUGCUCGCAGGCCAGAUGAGCGGUCUGGCCGACAGCGGUGUUGGUGGUCGUGGGGGGAGCCGCAGACGCGUCAACGGGCCAAGUGCGGCGCCGUAGUGACCAGGGGCGGAGGUUGCCAGACCCAACAACCCA